AUGACCCAUGACAUCAGAGAACUUGACGACGGAAGCGUUGUGCUGCAUCCGUUUGACGUCCGCUCUGCUCCAGUUUCUGUUCCCGAGAGCUCCAUGAAGUUCAACUUUCUAGUGAGCAGUUUUCUGCAAGUGUGUCUAGCAUGCCAUCCACAUAUUGUCGGGUCGAAGCUACAGACGGAGGACGGCGGCUGGUCAGUAGAUCCGAGUCUGGACGAAGGACCCUGCAACAUUGAUGUCUUGGAAUCUUCAGCCAUCUCGUAUAGCCAGUUCAUGCACAGGUAUGCGUACAGUGGACCGGUCAUCAUCAGGGGACUCACUGAUAACUCGGAGUUCCGUCAAUGGAGUUCCCGUAAUCGGUUGCUCAAGGACUUCGGGGACCUGCGAGUGCGUCUCAGCACCGCCAACACCUUCUCCUACAGGAAAGUUGAUGUUCCAUUCCGAGAAUAUGUGUCAGAGCUGCUGAAGCCACAGACUCCCGACGCACUGGGCAGCGACACCUUGUACUUUUUCGGGGACAACAACUACACAGAGUGGAACAGUCUGUUCCAGCUGUACCGAAAACCUCCAUAUGUGCUGCCUAACACAAGUGCCGCACUCAGCUUUGGUAUCGCUGGUUCCGGCACCGGAGUCCCGUUCCACUGGCAUGGGCCUGGGUACUCGGAGGUGGUCUACGGUCGCAAGCGUUGGUUCCUCUACCCACCCGAUCGCCAGCCCGACUUCCAUCCCAACAGCACGACACUGUCCUGGUUGAUGCACACCUACCCCCAGCUACCAGUAGAGCACGCUCCACUUGAGUGUACCAUCCGACCGGGAGAGGUUCUGUACUUCCCUGACCGCUGGUGGCACGCCACCCUCAACCUUGACACCAGCGUCUUCAUCUCCACCUUCUUGGGCUAAAACAGGGACUUGAGCCUGUCAGGCUUUGUCAAACUGCCCUUCUUUUAGAGAUUGUUAAAUUCCAAAUGGCUGAAUAAAUUGUGUUUUCAUGGAAUCUGACAGGAA
Messenger RNA from Synchiropus splendidus (mandarinfish), 1002 nucleotides. It is a transcript of the gene jmjd8, whose product is annotated as jumonji domain containing 8. The coding region runs from base 1 to 897 and encodes 298 amino acids. The transcript is spliced from 10 exons. The record is from RefSeq and is a predicted model, not a curated record. NCBI's taxonomy places the organism in Eukaryota, Metazoa, Chordata, Actinopteri, Syngnathiformes, Callionymidae. Gene Ontology annotation, cellular component: cytoplasm.